This is a messenger RNA of Nilaparvata lugens (brown planthopper), 8108 nucleotides long. It is a transcript of the gene DNApol-epsilon255, whose product is annotated as DNA polymerase epsilon catalytic subunit 1. The record is from RefSeq and is a predicted model, not a curated record. The transcript has 27 exons. Bases 337 to 7560 code for a protein of 2407 amino acids. Lineage: Eukaryota; Metazoa; Arthropoda; Insecta; Hemiptera; Delphacidae. Gene Ontology annotation, molecular function: DNA-directed DNA polymerase activity; nucleotide binding; DNA binding. Gene Ontology annotation, biological process: leading strand elongation; nucleotide-excision repair, DNA gap filling; DNA replication proofreading. Gene Ontology annotation, cellular component: epsilon DNA polymerase complex; nucleus.
UUUGUUUUUACAGUGUCUUCAUCAUCAUUAGUUCAGGAUUCCUUUUUUAAACCAACCAUUUUUUUUGUAUUGGCAUGACUUAUUCAAACUCAAUUUUUAAUAAUUAAUCAAUUACCUGAGUUCUCAUUUUCAAUGUACCAUUGCUUAUAAUCCGUUAUUUGGAACUUAAAUUUCAGAUAAAGUUAUAGUAAUGUUGACAUGUUGUUUUUUGCUAACCUGUUAGCUUUUACAUCCACUUUGACAUCUAUAAUAAUAUAGAAGCUACAGACAAUCUAUUCAAUUACAUCAUGUGCUAUUUUAGAAGGUUGUAACUUGUGAGUUAUUUUAAUCUUCAACAUGGUUCUUCAAAACUCUGGAAGAUAUCGUCCUGAAAAGGACAGCCAAAACUCUGGAUCAAAAGAAGAAUCCUCGGAAUUCAGAGUACGUCAGGCUAUUGAAAAUAAUGCUGUUGACGAAAAAUAUGGGUUCAAAAGGUUGAAACAUCAUGAAGAAAAAACAGGAUAUCUUAUUAAUAUGCAUACUACUGAAAUACUGAAUGAGGACAAGCGUCUGGUGAGUGCUGUCGACUAUUACUUCAUGGAAGAGAAUGCAAAACGAUUCAAAGUUUCCUAUAUCUUCAAACCAUAUUUCUACGUGCUUGCUAGAAAAGAAUGUAUUAAAGACGUUUCGAUUUUUCUCGCUAAAAAGUAUCCUGGAUUAAUCACAGCCCUUGAAGAAGUAUCCAAGGAAGAUCUAGAUCUGCCAAACCAUUUGAUAGGAUUGAAACAACAGUUUCUCAAAUUAUCGUUUGCAACAGUGAGUGACUUGGUGAAGGUUAGAACGGCGAUCUCCAGUAGCAUUAGGAAGAAUAAGCACAAUGAAGAUAAUGCACAUUAUACUGAGAUGUUGAAAUCGACUUUGCAUGGGAAUGCGGGAAAUUCAGAAACCACAAAGAAACAAACCGAGCAGAUGGAAAACAUUAUUGACAUCAGAGAAUACGAUGUGCCUUAUCAUGUGCGUGUCUCUAUAGAUAGGAAAAUAUUUGUUGGCUCCUGGUACAAUGUGAAAGAUAUGGGCCAAAAUAAGGACAUUGUUAUAACAAAACGGGAGGACCUGAUUGAUCGGCCGGACCUUAUUGUGUUGGCGUUUGAUAUUGAGACCACAAAGUUGCCACUUAAAUUCCCAGACGCGGCAACUGAUCAAAUCAUGAUGAUAUCUUACAUGAUUGAUGGACAGGGAUUUCUCAUCACUAACCGUGAAAUAAUAGCUGCUGAAGUUGAAGACUUUGAGUAUAAUCCCAAGCCAGAAUUCGAAGGAUUCUUUACAAUUUUCAAUGAGCCUGAUGAAGCCGCACUAUUAAGACGAUUUUUCGACCAUAUUCUGGAGGUGCAACCACAUAUUUUUGUGACUUACAACGGCGACUUCUUCGACUGGCCAUUCGUUGAAACGAGAGCUGCCACUUACGACAUGGAUAUGAACACUAUUAUCGGAUUCUCGAAGAGCAGAGAUGGUGUUUAUAGUUGCCGUCCUUGCAUUCAUAUGGAUUGUCUUUGCUGGGUGAAACGCGACUCGUACCUGCCUGUUGGGUCGCACAACCUGAAGGCGGUUGCCAAGGCGAAGUUGCGCUACGACCCGGUCGAGUUGGACCCGGAAGACAUGUGUCGGCUGGCGGCCGAGCAGCCGCAACAGCUGUCAAACUACUCGGUGUCCGAUGCGGUCGCCACCUACUACCUCUACAUGAAAUACGUGCAUCCCUUCAUCUUCGCACUCUGCACUAUCAUUCCUAUGGAGCCUGACGAGGGAAAAGGUUCUGGAACGCUUUGUGAAGCUCUUCUGAUGGUGGAAGCUUUCCACGCGAACAUCAUUUUUCCGAAUAAGCAGAAAACUGAGUUGAACAAAAUGACGCCCGAUGGUCAUAUUCUAGACCAAGAGACUUAUGUUGGAGGACACGUCGAAGCUUUGGAAUCUGGCGUUUUCAGAGCAGAUAUUCCAUGCAGAUUCAAGAUGGUACCUGAAGCGUUCAACAUGUUGAUUGGUAGCAUAGAUAACGCUCUGAAACAUGCCAUUGAAGAAGAAGAGAAAAUACCCCUGGAAACCGUGACAAACUUCGAUGAAAUCGUACAGGAUAUCAAAUCGAAAUUGGAAGAUCUUAGAGACACGCCUUGUAGAAUGGAAAAUCCUGUCAUUUAUCAUCUUGAUGUUGGUGCUAUGUAUCCGAAUAUAAUUCUGACGAAUAGACUGCAGCCUUCAGCCAUGGUGGACGAGACAAUGUGUGCUGCCUGCGAUUUCAACAGACCCGGAGCCACCUGUCAGAGGACAAUGACCUGGAUGUGGCGUGGAGAAGUCAUGCCGGCGUCAAGAAGUGAGUUCCAACGUAUUCAGCAGCAAUUGGAGAUGGAAAAGUUUCCGCCUGCUAUGCCUGGAGGUCCUCCAAGAGCUUUCCAUGAGAUAUCAGACGAAGAGAGAGCCGCAAUUGAGAAGAAGCGACUUGCCGAGUAUUGCCGAAAGGUCUACAAGAAAGCCCACGUUACAAAGAUGGAAGAGCGCCACACGACAAUUUGUCAAAAAGAAAAUUCAUUCUAUGUUGAUACCGUCCGUGCUUUCCGAGACCGUAGAUAUACAUACAAAGGCCUCUGUAAGGUGGCGAAAAAGCAGAUUGCCGAUGCGAUAAAGAUGGGUGAUGCUGCUGAAAUAAAGAUAGCAAAGAACAGGGAAGUUCUUUAUGAUUCACUGCAGUUGGCUCACAAGUGCAUUCUCAACUCAUUCUACGGCUAUGUCAUGAGAAAAGGUGCACGAUGGCAUAGUAUGGAAAUGGCGGGCAUUGUCUGUUAUACAGGAGCUCAUAUUAUCACUAAAGCGAGAGAAAUAAUUGAGCAGGUUGGCCGUCCUCUUGAAUUGGAUACCGAUGGAAUUUGGUGUGUGCUACCUGCUUCUUUUCCUGAAAACUAUGUGGUUGAAUCUACUCACCCAGGAAAAUCAAAAGUUACCAUCUCUUAUCCAAAUGCUGUCUUGAAUUCCAUGGUCAAGGACAAUUUCACAAAUGAUCAAUACCAUGAGCUGGUCGACGGCAGAACUUUGAAGUACGACAGGAGGAGUGAAAACUCUAUAUUCUUUGAAGUCGAUGGUCCCUAUCUUGCUAUGGUACUACCUGCAUCCAAAGAAGAAGGCAAGAGGCUCAAGAAAAGAUAUGCAGUUUUCAAUUUUGACGGGUCCUUGGCUGAGUUGAAAGGAUUUGAAGUAAAAAGACGUGGAGAACUGCAGUUGAUCAAAAAUUUUCAAUCGUCGGUCUUUGAAGCAUUUCUGAAAGGGGAUACACUGGAUAAAUGCUAUGCGGCUGUAGCAAAGGUUGCUGACUAUUGGCUAGAUGUGCUUUACUCCAAGGCAGCAGACAUGCCUGAUACAGAAUUGUUCGAGCUAAUCUCGGAGAACAGGUCGAUGUCGCGUAAACUGGAAGAUUACGGCGCGCAAAAGUCGACGUCCAUCAGUACGGCCAAGCGAUUGGCCGAAUUUCUCGGCGAUCAGAUGGUCAAAGACGCGGGUCUGGCUUGCAAGUUCAUCAUUUCGCGCAAACCGGAAGGCUCACCUGUGACUGAAAGAGCGAUUCCACUGGCUAUUUUCCAAGCAGAACCCAGCGUGAAGCGGUUUUUCCUGCGGAAGUGGUUAAAGGACAACUCUCUGGAUAAUAUUGACAUCAGACAAGUUCUGGACUGGGAUUACUAUAUUGAACGUCUUGGUGGCGCUGUACAGAAAAUUAUAACUAUUCCUGCUGCCAUGCAAGGCUUAUCAAAUCCAGUGCCGAGAGUGAGGCACCCCGACUGGCUACACAAGAAAAUGCUGGAAAAGAAUGACACUCUGAAGCAGCGAAAAAUCAAUGAACUGUUUGUAGCUAAACCAAAGCCUAUCGAAACAAUGGACCAGGAUGAAGAUGAUGAUGAUGAAGAAGUUGAAUGUGGUGACAUUGGAGACAUGGAGGAUAUAGGUGGAGCCGGACAGGCGGGGCAAGCGGGGGUCUCAGCCAAGAAGCCGGUGGCGCAUUCUAAUAAGCGGAAACGCGCAGACUCUGUGUCUCAGCGCAGUGCGGCGCCUCUUACCUGGCAGGAGGCCCUGGGGUCUGCCCCUGCCUUUGGAAGCACCUUGGAAGUUGAAUGUGGUGACAUUGGAGACAUGGAGGAUAUAGGUGGAGCCGGACAGGCGGGGCAAGCGGGGGUCUCAGCCAAGAAGCCGGUGGCGCAUUCUAAUAAGCGGAAACGCGCAGACUCUGUGUCUCAGCGCAGUGCGGCGCCUCUUACCUGGCAGGAGGCCCUGGGGUCUGCCCCUGCCUUUGGAAGCACCUUGGAAGUUGAAUGUGGUGACAUUGGAGACAUGGAGGAUAUAGGUGGAGCCGGACAGGCGGGGCAAGCGGGGGUCUCAGCCAAGAAGCCGGUGGCGCAUUCUAAUAAGCGGAAACGCGCAGACUCUGUGUCUCAGCGCAGUGCGGCGCCUCUUACCUGGCAGGAGGCCCUGGGGUCUGCCCCUGCCUUUGGAAGCACCUUGAAAGAACAGCGCGCUUGGCUUGCGUUCCAUAAGAAGAAAUGGGCGUGGCAAAAGGACAACAUGAGACUGGGUGACUCAGAUGCGCCCGACAAGAGGUUCCGGUUGGAUGGCAGUAAGCAGAUGGCUGCUACUGUGGGAGCAGGCACCCGCCAGCCCACUGGCACCAUUGGCAGCUUCCUCAGGAAGGCCCAACAGACUCUGCUCUCACAAAAGUGGCACAUCAUACAGGUGGUGGAAACGGAGCCAGGCGUGAUGCGCGCCUGGGUGCUGGCGGGUUCGGAGCUGCAUCAGGUGCGCGUGCUGCUGCCACGUGUCUUCUACGUGAACCAGUUGACGCCGCGCGAUGAAUGCGCAGGCGCACUCUGGCGCAAGUGCAACCGCAUACUGCCGCGUGCACAUCGCGCGCACCACCUCUACCAGUUCGUUGUGCCCGAACUGCUCUACAGGGAGCACAGCGUGGAACUUGCACUCGACCUGUCCAGUCCCGAUAUAGACGGAAUCUAUGAGACUCAAAUGCCAGCCGAGUUCAGAGCACUGCUGGCCCUGGGCUGUCUGUGCAGAGUGGAUCGCAACGAGGCCAGACGGAUCGCCGGCUCUGGUCAACGCGAAAACAACACCUUCACUCUCACUCAGCUGAUCAGCUGUGACCCUGCUGAGUACUCCUACUUGGACAAGGAUGAAAGCACAGUUCGUCACAUCUACAUCUACUACCAGAAAGCUAGAACAGGUCCUCGAGCUCUCAUUGGACUCUUUAUUUCUCCAAGCAAGAAAGCUCUGAUGGUAGCCUUGGACACAGUACGCACCAAUCAGAUGCCAGCCCUCAAUAAUCUGUACAACACCGAAAGAAAUUCCAGAGAGAGCGACGAUGCAGAAAUCGAAGAAUACCCGUCAGAACUGAGGUUCGAUGUGGCGGUGGAAACGAGCGAUCAGGCGGGAUGGCGUCAGGUGCAUAGAGCUCUACAGGCCUAUAGAGACGAAAAGCGGGGACCAACGGUGAUCUUGCUGCAGGCGCACAAAGACUACGAUACUAUCAAUCAGCUGUGCCCAGUUAUGCAGGAGUUCCCAGUUGUCCAGCUACAAACUCAUGACAUGGAGCCCUUCCAAGACGGCUUGGACUGGCAACGAGUGGGUGCCAAGACAGCCAUCAAGCACUUUCUCAACAGCGAGGCCGGCUACAACAUCCUAGUAGAACAAGCUAGGUACUUCCAGAUCCCAGUCGGAAACAUCCCCGAAGACCAGGCGCUGUUUGCCAUUGAUCUGUGUUUCGGUAGACAUCUGAACAAGAACAACUUCGUGACCUGGUGUUCGCCCACUAAACGGCCUGACCUGGGCGGCAGAGAAACAGACGACCAACGUCUCCAAACCGAAGUCCAAGAGAUGGCCAGUCUCGAGAAUAACUCAUCAGGCUGCUACACAAGUGUGUGCAUACAACUUGGCAUUGACAGUUUGGCAGUGAACGCCCUGCUCCAAGCACACCAUAUAACUGAGCUGGAAGGCACAACUUCAACCACGUCGUUUGAUUGCAUGCCUCAGUUGUCCAUUGAGGAAAUGGUGUCUGGUCAGGGACCCAUCCUAUCCAGCUACGACGAGACGGCUCUCACCAGUGCAGCGUUCAGAAUUUUGAGGUCGAUGGUCAACACCUGGGUAAGAGAUGUUUCCAUCAAAAGACACGUGUUCGCCGAUUACCUCCUAAUGAACUUCUACCGAUGGAUUCGAUCUCCCCAAGCCUUUCUUUACGAUCCAGCCUUGCAUAGAACGCUGCAUAAUUUGAUGAAGAAACUUUUCCUGCAACUGGUAGCUGAAUUCAAACGGUUGGGCUCCACAAUCAUCUAUGCCAGUUUCAACAAAAUCAUAUUGUGUACCAAAAAGAAUACAACCACCGACGCUCUGGGUUACAUGGAGUAUGUUGUUGCAAGCAUCAGAAACAAGGAGAUAUUUCAUGGAGUGCAAAUGACUUAUCAGUAUUGUUGGGAGAACCUCAUGUGGUUGGACACAAUGAAUAACGGUGGCAUAAAAGGCACUCUGCCAGAGGGGCUGAGACAAGCGGGGGAGGGACAGUUGCAAGAGCUCAGUCAACUCACUCUCAGUCAAAAUCCAGAUGAUGAAUUGGAGGGUGAAAAUGUAAACAGUGAUGGAGAUCCUGAAGUUGUGAUGACUUGGAAUCUAAUGGAUCAUCUGCCAGAUGUCCUUAGAAAGAUAAAAUCUGAAUUUAUAGCCGUUGUUAUUAGUUAUAUUUGUGCGAUCUAUAAGUUUUUGAAAGAGAAAAGUAAGAGUUCAAAUACGCCGAGAAUGAGAUUGAGUGGCAUCGUAGGUCCAGAUGCGCAAACACAAACACGCGGACUGGGGGUUGGCGCCCACGAAGAAGCUCCCGAAUUCGCCAAGAAUCUGAUCAGUGAACAACUUGCACCCAAACUGUUCAAAAUGACACAGAAACUCAACUCUAGAUACCCUUCCGUAGAAGUAGACGAUGGAAUCGAAAAGAAAACUUUGCGACCAGCCCUUGAAUUCGCCAAAGCUAUCUGCAAAGUGUUGUACCUGGAUAAAAGUGUCAACUUGGAAGUGGAAAAGCUUCAGGCGAAUCUGUUCUGGCUGUUGAAAGUGGGCGAAUUCAGCGAGCAAGGCCAGUGGCAGGAGUUUUUCCCAUCGUGUGUGUUGACCGAAGUGAUAUGUCGCACAUGCAACGACUGUCGUGACAUCGACCUGAACAGGGACCUGCACAAGUCGGUGAUCGAAGACAAGGUCAUGUGGCUGUGUCCCUCUUGUGAGUCGCCCUACGACAACACUGAACUCGAAUCGCUCCUGUUGGACAUAGUACAGAGAAAGCUGAUGGCCUACAUCAUGCAGGACUUCCAGUGCAAGAAAUGCCACCAAGUCAAAGACAACUACAUGAAGGAUUCCUGCUCGUGUGCAGGCGAGUUCCACACUGUAGUUCAGAGUGACAAAAUUUUCAAACAUUUGAAAACUUUCCGCAAUAUUGCUCAUAAUUCUCAAAUGGACGUUUUGGAAGAAGCAAUCAAUUGGAUUUUAGACCAGCAAAAUUCUGUUUAAAUAUUCGUGGUGCGUAUGUAAAUUCAAUAAUAAUCAAUCGUGUACAUUCAAGUAUUCAGGUAUUGUGAUAUUUCUGUUCAACAAUUGAGAUUUAAAUGACAUCAGAUGUAGUUUUAACUUAUCAAUAAGAUUUUUUACACUUGACAAAAGUUUGAAGUAGUUUUUUAUAAACUUAUGACAAUAAUUUUCAGAUUACUAUACAAGGUCUUGUUUAAAUUUCAAUAGAAUUUUCUUUCAUUGGCUGGACAUGCUUUUUACAAUUUAUUAUUGACAUGUUUUCACAUUUCAUACUUAAAUAAUCGAGUAGAAUUCUAUUACUAUUAUUUAUUCGAAUAAUCCCUGUCAAUAUAAUAAUCACUGUGAAAGUCUGUCAAUAGGGAACAACAAAUAUGUGGACACAUCAAAUGUGAAGUGAUAUCUCAACUUAAACUACCAAGACCAGUAAAAUCUUGAUAAUAAGACUGUAUAUGUAACCCAACAAUAUAAUAGUAAGUGUAGUUUAAAAUAAGUUUUGUAAUUAUAAAAUAAAAUAAAUAUACAACUGCUAU